AAAGCUUUACAAGGCGGUGAGAUUGUUUUACUAGCAAGUUUCCGUAUUUAUGGCUUUGGAUCUAUAGAACUGCAUCUUUCAUCUUCUUUUAAUGACCCCAUAAUCCACCCUUGCGGGGUGCAGUUUGGCUAACUGAAUGGAGCUGAGUGUUGACUGGCCGGAUGCCCUUCUUGUUGCCAGUACGGAGUUUUCUUCGGAACUGCAUCUUUCAUUGAAAUAAAUCAAAAACCAGGCCUGGGAAAUCCUUGAAUCUCACAUGCUUGGCACCUGACUGUAUUUAUGACGGUGUCAGUGUCCCGGGGUCACGUGAUCCACUUUUGUGACCUUCUGACGAAUAAAGUCAACGGGGAAGCCUGAAUUCACUUAACAACCGUAUGACUGAUUUAACAACUGGGGGAAGAAAAGUCAUAACACUCACCAACAGAAAUGUUGUGCUCAAUUAUGGAUCGGACCAUGGACUAACUCGCUUAGUGAUGGCAUAUCACGAACAUGGACACAAAGCUGCCAAAAUCAAUCCUCUCUUUGCUGGCCAGGCUGUGAUGGAGGUGGUGCCUGAAAUUCAGGUGUUGACGGAAACCUUGCAAGGCCCUUUCAAUACAGCAGGGCUUUUGAACAUGGGGAAGGAGGAAGCCUCGCUGGAAGAUGUCCUGUCUUACCUGGAGGACAUCUUCUGUGGACAUAUCUCCAUAGAGACCAGCCAGCUGUCCAGCAUGCAGGAGAAGGAAUGGAUGACCAAACGGUUUGAGGAACUGAAGCAAGAAGCUUUUACUACCGAAGAGAAAAAGUAUCUGUCCAAGAUCAUGCUAGAAUCUCAGGAGUUUGAUCGCUUCCUAGCCACCAAGUUUGCCACGGUGAAGCGCUACGGGGGCGAAGGUGCGGAGAGCAUGAUGGGCUUCUUCCAUGAAUUGCUCAAGAUGUCCUCGUAUAGCGGCGUGACGGACAUCGUCCUCGGGAUGCCUCACCGGGGAAGACUGAACCUUCUCACAGGGCUCCUUCACUUUCCCCCUGAGCUGAUGUUUCGUAAAAUGCAAGGCUUGAGCGAAUUCCCGGAGAACUCGGCUGCCAUCGGAGACGUCCUCUCCCACCUCACGGCCUCGGUGGAGCUGGAUUUCGGGUCUCACCGCCCGAUUCACGUCGUCUUGUUGCCGAAUCCUUCCCACCUGGAAGCCAUCAACCCCGUGGCAGUCGGCAAAACGAGAGGGAGACAGCAAACUUUGUUGGAUGGGGAUUAUUCCUUAGCCAGUUCGGCUCGGCCGGGAGAUAAAGUCAUUUGUCUACAGGUUCACGGAGAUGCGUCAUUCUCCGGCCAAGGGAUUGUUCCGGAAACAUUUACCCUUUCUAACCUGCCCCAUUUUAGAAUCGGAGGAAGCAUUCACCUCAUCGUAAAUAACCAACUGGGCUACACCACCCCGGCGGAGCGAGGAAGGUCCUCUCUAUACUGUAGCGAUAUCGGUAAGAUAGUGGACUGUGCUAUUAUCCACGUGAAUGGAGAUGAUCCAGAAGAAGUUGUGAGAGCUGCCCGACUGGCGGUCGAGUACCAGCGACUCUUCCGGAAGGAUGUGAUUGUGGAUCUGCUCUGCUACCGGCAGUGGGGUCACAAUGAACUCGAUGAGCCCUCUUUCACCAACCCCACAAUGUAUAAAAUAAUCAGAUCCCGGAAAAGCAUCCCGGAUACUUAUGCGGAGGGCCUAGUGGCCGAGGGACUUACAACCGAGCAGGAAAUAUCGGAGAUCAAAACUUCCUAUUACUCCAAACUUAAUGAACACCUUUCCACUAUGGCGAUGUACGCGCCUCCGUGCCCCAACCUCCAGGCCCACUGGACCGGCCUGGUGGAGCCCACGCCGAGGGUCACAACAUGGGAUACCGGCGUUCCGCUGCCACUCCUCCAGUACGUUGGGGUCAAGUCGGUGGAAGUGCCUGAAGAAUUACAACUGCACAACCACAUCCUGAAGACGCACGCUCAGUCAAGAGUGCUGAAGAUGGAGGAAGGAGUGAAAUUAGACUGGGCCACCACUGAAGCAUUGGCUUUUGGUUCCCUACUGUGUCAAGGUUUUAACAUUCGCCUGAGCGGGCAAGAUGUGGGUCGAGGGACGUUCAGCCAGAGACAUGCCAUGUUGGUUUGUCAAGAGACGGGGGAAACCUACAUCCCUUUGAACCACAUGUCUGCAGAUCAGAACGGCUUCCUUGAGGUGAGCAACAGCCCCCUAUCCGAAGAAGCAGUGCUGGGCUUUGAGUACGGGAUGAGUAUCGACAGCCCCAACCUGUUGCCCAUAUGGGAGGCUCAGUUUGGGGAUUUCUUCAACGGAGCCCAGAUCAUCUUCGAUACGUUUAUCUCUGGAGGAGAAGCCAAGUGGCUCCUGCAGAGCGGACUGGUGGUUCUCCUUCCUCACGGCUAUGACGGGGCUGGCCCGGAACAUUCUUCUUGUCGGGUCGAACGAUUCUUGCAGAUGUGCGACAGCUCAGAGGAAGGGAUCGACGGUGACCACGUAAAUAUGGCCGUGGUCCAUCCAACCACCCCGGCGCAAUAUUUCCAUUUACUUCGGAGGCAGAUGGUUCGAAACUUCCGGAAGCCCCUCAUUGUGGUGUCGCCCAAAACUCUCCUUCGCUUACCUACUGCCGUGUCAGGCUUACUUGAAUUGGCCCCUGGAACCACGUUCAAACCUGUCAUCGGUGAUUCAACAGUAGAUCCUAAAAGUGUCAGCAAGGUGAUUCUCUGUUCUGGCAAACAUUAUUACACUCUGGCCAAACACCGAGAGCUGCUUGAAGAGAAGAAGCACAACACUGCCAUUGUGAGGUUAGAAGAAUUGUGUCCUUUCCCUCUCGAAGCUCUGCGACAAGAGAUGAACAAGUUCACUAACGCCAAAGCUUUUGUUUGGAGUCAAGAAGAACCUCAGAACAUGGGGCCCUGGACAUUUGUGUCCCCAAGGUUUGAAAAGCAACUGGCUUGUAAGCUCUGCCUUGUCAGCCGACCUGCCUUACCAGCUCCCGCCGUGGGCAUCGGAGUUCUGCACCAGAAACAGCAGCAAAACCUCCUCACCGAAACAUUUGCUUAACCCACCGUGGGACUUUUGCUGUUAACAACGAGGCCUGGAAAGCCAAAAAUCUGAAACUUAAAAAGACUCUUUUACUCUUGAGGUCUAACAUGCUGCCGCAAUGAAUUUGGCCGAACCGGAGAUAUAAAACGGGAGCUUUCCUCUUCCUUUUCCUGCAGCAGAACAGAUGUCAAAUACUGCCAAGGGAAAUACCUGGGAUUUGAACCUGUUUACAUUUCUCCGCCUUUGCACCUAUGGGUGAGCGUGGCGAACAGACCAACGUUUUUCAUUAGUACAAUGAUUGUUAUAGAAGUUCUUAAAUUGUAUUGCAACGCAGCUGGAGAGAACUUGCUUGCUGGCUUUCCUGCGGCAUUACAAAACAAACUGCAAGAUUUAAUUUUAAUUUUAUUUUCCGUUUUUAAAAAAAUGUCCCAGGAUGAAUUUCUCAAAGAAUUUCUUAAAGUAGUUUUUCUGAGACUACAGGAUAGAGUAUUUAUUACAGUUGAUUUGCCUUUGACAACAAUGUUAAGUAUUUGUAAACCACAGUAAAUCAGGGAAUUUUUAAAUACACAGGGAUUAUUUUACACAUAGCUCUGAUUACUAAAACAAGCCCUGUUAUAUGGGUGCAUUUAACCAUCUUCCAAAAGCUACAUAGGCCUACUUUAUGCAAGUAAAAAAUUAAAUCUGGGUUAUGGCAUUUUGGAUUCCAGACAGUGGAAUAAUGUUGCUAAACAAUUCUCGUCAGGAAAAAAAUUAAUUUUUAUGUACAAAUUAACGUCUUCUAUAUAUCUGGGUGCUGUGUGCUAGCCUUAAAUUCAUUUUAUGAUGUACUUAAAUAUGAAGCCAGACAGAUUUUCCAUUCAUGGUACAAGUAGAAAUACAAAGUAGAAAUAUUUUCAGCAUCAACUUUGCUAUGAAAUGGAUUAUGAAAGGUGUUGUUUUUUUUUGCCAUCUAGUCAACGUUGAGUCUUAUCAACCACAUACACAGAUUUUUUUUGUGGGGAGGGGGAGAAGAUUUGAAAAAGAGAAAAAAUAAAUUGAAAACUGCAAUUGUUUGAUGAAUUAUAGCACGUUCGGUUCUCACAUCUCUAAAACGGGAUUAAAUUGAUAUUCUGUAUUAUGAAAUAAUGGGAGUGUAAAAUAUUAUUUUUCCUCUUUCAUUUGGUUUGCUUUGAAUGCCUUAACUCAGGGGUCUGCAAACUUGGCUCUUUUAAGACUUGUGGACUUCAACUCCCAGAGUUCCUCAGCCAGCAAAGUCCACAAGUCUUAAAAGAGCCAAGUUUGCAGACCCCUGCCUUAACUGCAUACAACGUUUUAGGAACUGUUGACAAUUGAUUUCUUUUCAAAUCUUUUCACGGUUCCAAAGCAACAUGUAUGGCGUUCCCCAAAACGCAUUUUCUAUUUCUUUAUUGCCUUGAAAGAUCUUAUCCUGGAACUCGUGGUAUCUCUGCUGAUUUGGGGCCGGAAGUAAAUUUCUCAAGGAUGAUUUUAAGUUUGGAUAGGAGGAAAAAGCUACCAGGGCAAAUAAAUCUAUCUGUGGAGUAAAGUGCUGUUUGGACCCAGUUUUUGAAUUGAAAAUUGCCACUAAAUGCAACUCCCGUUCCAAAUUAAGGCAUCCUUGACAGAUGGCUCUCUUGUUUUCUGCUUGAAGAAAAACUGAUUUUUACUGUUGCUGCUGUAACUCUUUUUCAGAGGGAAGCAAAGACAUGGCCUUGAAUAUCAAGGCACAGCACUGUAAUAAAACUGUAAAAUCAAAAUUACAUAGA
Ahaetulla prasina is the source of this 4798-nucleotide messenger RNA. It is a transcript of the gene DHTKD1, whose product is annotated as dehydrogenase E1 and transketolase domain containing 1. The coding region runs from base 375 to 3053 and encodes 892 amino acids. The record is from RefSeq and is a predicted model, not a curated record. Gene Ontology annotation, molecular function: oxoglutarate dehydrogenase (succinyl-transferring) activity; thiamine pyrophosphate binding. NCBI's taxonomy places the organism in Eukaryota, Metazoa, Chordata, Lepidosauria, Squamata, Colubridae. Gene Ontology annotation, biological process: tricarboxylic acid cycle. The transcript is spliced from 17 exons.